Molecule: messenger RNA, 1026 nt
Organism: Phytophthora infestans T30-4
Lineage: Eukaryota; Oomycota; Peronosporomycetes; Peronosporales; Peronosporaceae
Product: 2OG-Fe(II) oxygenase superfamily protein
Exons: 6
Coding region: 1-1026 (341 amino acids)
Molecular function (GO): dioxygenase activity
Source: RefSeq, a predicted model, not a curated record
AUGUGGGGCGCAAGUCUCUGUUCAACGUCUCGCGUGGCGCGAGGCGCCCGAAGCUUCUCAUCGCCGCGCGUAAUGACGGCUUCCAAGGUGGCGCUUCAGCAGCUGCCGCUUGUAGACCAGCAGAUUCUGGACGACAUGCGCUCUGCGUGCAUCAAAACGGGAUUCUUCACAGUGCCUACGGAAGGAGUGCUGUCUAGUCAGCUGAUCAAGGCAGCAUACAGUCGAGCGGACGAGUUUAUCGCGCUUCCCGAUGAGGUCAAGCAGCAAUACCACUGCAAACGCUCACCCAACGCUCGAGGCUGGACACCAAUGUUCGAGGAGCCAUCGUACCAACCGGAUGUGGUUUCACACUUGGAAGGCUUCGACCUAGCGCGCGAACUCCCGGAGACAUACGUGAAAGAGGGGUCGAGUUUGGGGCCAAAUGUCUGGCCAGUUGAAGUACCGCGCUUCCGUGAAGACGUUUACGCACUGUAUAUAGAGACCACCAAGCUCUCGACGGUGCUGUUCAAGAGCUUUGCUGACAUGCUUGGACUACCGAUGAAUACGUUUCUGCAACAUGUGGAUGAAGAAGCGGAGGCAUUCAUGCGACUACUAACAUACCCUGAGACGGAUGCCCGAACGAAGAAUUCUACUGUCGGAAUUGCCUCGCAUACGGAUUUCGAAUGCUUUACUAUCAUUCAUCAGAAUGGCGAAGGUCUGCACUUGAUGAAUCGCAAAGGUUACUGGGUUGAAGCCCCAGUAUGUGAUGACAGGCUUUUCGUCAUGGUUGGCGAUAUACUCGAGCACUGGACGAACGGGGUUCUAGCCGCAACUGAGCAUCGUGUGUGCAACUCAGAGAAGAAGCGUCAGUCCAUUGUGCGUUUUAAUGGCGCAAAUGGUGACACUGUAGUAGAACCACUUCCAGCUUUUGUGACACCAGAGAACCCACCUCGCUACGCGAGAAUGACGCAGCGCGAGCACAUUACUCACCAAAUUGAACUGGCGGAGCAGCUCCUGCAAAAAACAAAGUCAGCGGCGCAUGCGUGA